Molecule: messenger RNA, 2286 nt
Organism: Drechmeria coniospora
Lineage: Eukaryota; Fungi; Ascomycota; Sordariomycetes; Hypocreales; Ophiocordycipitaceae
Exons: 3
Coding region: 1-2286 (761 amino acids)
Source: RefSeq, a predicted model, not a curated record
AUGCACGCAGUCCGCCCGUCGUCGAUUCUCGGCCACGCCUUAUCCUCAGUAUGUGCAGCCGAUGAGGAGGCUGCUUCCACAGCAUUGUUUUUGCCAUCAGGGCUCCUUUCUCGUGCAAACGUCGGUUGCGGUGGCAACGAGUCCCAAGGGUUUGGGAUUUUCACACCGUUCACGACGAGAGCCACGUUCAUCUUGACACGAAAGCUCGACAAACCAUCGAGUGACCGGACCCCAUCCACCGAGAGCACCAAGAGAGUCGACGGUCUCGAGAUCGACAUGUGUUUACCGUGCUUCCCCUGGACGUGGACGCAGUACGACGACCCGUUGGAUGCGCUGCCCGAGCAGUCUAGGUGGGUGCACGAUGGCCGCUCGUGGACUCUGCAGCAGAUUUGCCUACCAACGGGCCUUUCUGCAGCAUACCAACGGGCCUUUCUACAACCUACCUACGGGCCUACCUACCCAUACAUCUGCUCCGUCUGUUCACCAACAGGCUCGUGUCCAGCAGCGAUCGAGCCCGGCGGUAUCAGGCGGCUGUCACCUGGCCGCCGCCCCUCCACUCUCCCCGGGAGCAUCGUUGCCAGCUGGGAGAGAAAACUUCUCUUGACCCUGCACCGCGUCGAGCCAGCCAUUCCCAAUAUUCCUUUCCACGUCACCACCACACGCCGAGGAGCUUGCCCAACUGGUCUACCUUGCCUACCUUGUCUGCUACGACGCCCGGUUCACGACCACACCCUGACCGCAUCGUACCCUCGUACGCACGCGAGCCAGGUUCAUCUUGCCGCAUUUGGGACCCCGAGAGGGAGAACCAGAAGCCUUCGUCCGCUAGCCAUGCCCGAGGCCGGAGAGGAUAUCAAGUCUCCCAAGACCACUCGCCGCCCUCGCUCGGCCGAGGACGUUCGUCAGGUGCACUUUGAGGAGAAGGGCAGCAGCAACGGCGGUACGGCGGCGAAGAAGACGGACAACGGCACCGCUGCCGCUACCGCUGCCAAGGAUUGCCAGCCAUCGAGCUUCCCUGCCAUCGGUCCAACGCCCGGUGCAGGCCCUAGCAGCAACGCGGGACGGUGGUUCACCGCGGCGGAUCCAACUCGCAGCCUCGGAGCUGGCCUUUACCACAAUCAGCAACAGUUCUUCCUCCAGCAGCAGCAGCAGCAGCAGCCAAACCUCGUGCCCCCCCCGCACCUUGCUUUCUCUGGCGGUCUUGCUCCAGCCUUUGCCAGCAACGCGGCCGCACCCGGUCACCAGGUUACAUACAUCGGCAACCACCCUCAGCUUCAUCCUCACCCGCUGCAGCAGCAUCCAGUCCAGUUCGCGGCCAUGGCCAACUACGCCAACGCCGGCCCUCCCCCGUCGGGCGUCACCUUUCAGCCCCCCGUGCCGGACAGCACCUUUGGGCCCAUGGCGCACCUCUACGUGCCUCGCUUCGACGCCGGCCCUCAUGGACCCCUCGGCGGCGUCCCUCCCCAGGGGCUCGGACUUCAUGUCGGUCCUCCUUCCCCUCCCCGUCUCGUCCAGCUCGUCCCCGUGGCCGAAAUAUCUGGCCAUGCUGCCCAGCCCGCCGCCGGUACCGCUAGCCUUUCCGUGCUUGUGCCCAAGACUACCUUCCUCAACGGAUACCAGUACUAUGCAAGUGCCUUCGCUCAUCUUCCACCGGCUCCCGACCGGAUGGAAGCCCGUCUCUUCUCCAUCCCUCGUCUUCUCCUCCCAUCUCGCGCGCGCGCCAAGUGGCACGGCUUCCGGAUGAGAGGCCCCCCCUGCCUCGCCCCCUGCCCCCGUCCUGCUCGUGUGGCUCCGUCGUGUGAAGGAGCGUGGGCUGACAGGAAAUUCGCCUUGCAGCAGCCGGUUCCUGCCGUCGUUCCCGUCGCCCAACCCGGAUUCGUCACGCAGCAGUUUGUCCCUGCUCAGCUCCCGCUCCAGCCGUCGCUCCAGCCUCCGCAUCCGCAGCCGCCCGUCAUGAUGAGCGGCCAGGCCUUCGUUGCCGUGCCCGCCUCGCAGGUUGCCCCGCCGUCCUUUGUCGGUGCGAGCACCCUCGGCAUGGGUGCCGAGGUCAACGGCGUCGGCCUCACCCAGCAGGAGGAGUCGCUGCGCCAGAUCCAGUUUGCCCACAACAACAAGCUCUUCGAACCUCAGGACUUCAAGCCCGGGGAUGAUGACGCCAACCGUUUCUACUACGUCCGCGAGCUCGACGGCAACUGGACCCAGCGCAGCCGCUACUCCAUCGAUCAGAUGGCCUGCCGUUGGUACGUCACGGAUGAAGGUUGGUUCUACGCCGUCCGCCUUGCCGAAUAA